This is a messenger RNA of Cyclopterus lumpus (lumpfish), 1718 nucleotides long. RefSeq names its product HORMA domain containing 1 (gene hormad1). The coding region runs from base 354 to 1475 and encodes 373 amino acids. Lineage: Eukaryota; Metazoa; Chordata; Actinopteri; Perciformes; Cyclopteridae. The transcript has 16 exons. The record is from RefSeq and is a predicted model, not a curated record.
AUCAACACAAAAUAUAUACAUAAAAUGCUGGUUUAAAAUGUAAUAUACUCCGCGUUGUAUUAAUAAAUGAAUAAAUAAACCGCAAUGAGUUUAAAUUUAGGUUCGGCAGCCAUGUUGUUACAUAUUAUAUAUAUUUCCAUUAAACUUUGGACUACCUCCAUGGCUGUAACUCUCGGUUGCUGCCUGUCAAUCAAACAAUCAGCGGGAACCGUUACACCGGUGAACCCCUAGCUAGCUUAGCUAGUUAACUAACGUCAGUUAGCUUACUUCCAAAACUUUAUAAAACAUAAAAAGGCGUACAGACACUGAAUAAUCUUUCAUCCGGUAUCAUUGUGUGUCCUUCCACCUCUGCAAUGGCCGCAUGUGUUCAGCAAGUCAGAACAUCACAGGAGACUCAGCUGCUGCCCAACCAGAUUCUCACCGAGCAGCAGUCCCUGGUCGUCAUGAAGAAGCUUCUGGCCAUCGCGGUGUCUGGCAUCACCUACCUGCGGGGCCUUUUCCCAGAGGACGCCUACGGCAGCAAAUAUGUUGCAGAUCAGAAAGUGAUGAUCCUCAAAGAGGAGCGCAGCUGUCCCGGUGCCAUUCAGAUUGUUGAAUGGAUGCAGGGAUGCUUUGAGGCCAUCCAGAAGAAGUAUCUGCGGACUGUCAUUAUGUCUAUUUACACGGACCCAGAGCACCCUGAGAAAGUGACUGAGUAUUACCAGUUUAAGAUCCAUUACACAGCAGAAGGAGCGCAGAUGGACUUUGAAAGCAAGAACGACAACCAGGUGUCGGCGAUGUCGUGCGGCAACACGAAGAAGGCCAGCAUCCUGCUGGUGAGGAAGCUGUACACUCUGAUGCAGAACCUCGGUCCUCUGCCCGACAACGUCUACCUCAACAUGAAGCUGGCUUACUACGACGACGUCACUCCUCAGGACUACCAGCCGCCCGGCUUCAAGGAGGCCGACGGCGACACCCUGGUGUUCGAGAAGGAGCCGGUGAAACUCACCAUGGGCGAGGUGGUCACUCCCUUCCACACGUUGAAGUUGGACAUGGCCACAGAGAGACGGAGGCUGGAGGAGGUGGAGGAGAGAGUUCAGGCGUCGGGGAAGUGGGUCCUGCAGAUGGAGGAGGAAGGCGUCCUGUCGCAGGCCCAUGUGAUUGAAGACGCGGAGAGGCCCGACAACGAGGACCUGGACCUGGACUGCUCUGAGCUCCAGAUGAGCUGUUACAAGAAGAGCGAGAGCUGCGAGAAAGCCGUAGAGAUGGACACCGAGGAGAAGAAGUCCCCCAUCGCAGAGGGCCUGAGGAGGACCCGGAGCGGACGGAUCAUCAGGUCCACCACGGAGACACAACUGAUGGUGAACACCAAGGCGUUGUCAGCUUUGAAGGACAAAAGUGUCUCUCAGUUCGAAAUCCCCGACAGCCAGGAGACGGCGUCCACCUCCGCGCCGGAGAAGCGCCGCAAAUUCAGCGAGCCCCGAGAACACUUCUGACCUCGCCGCUGAAGUAUUGAUUCACAUUACAUGUUUUAAAAAAACAAAAGUCUAUUUUUACUACACGCUCCCCACUUCUUUUUCAAUGUUUUGGGGGUUGCGAUGCGAGUUUGUUUGCAGUUCCCUCGAACGUAGUAACGAACAAAUGAUUUAUAUUCACGCGGUUGUUUCGGUUGAAUUUCAACGGUUUUUGUUUUGGGCACCAUGACUUCAUACUUUAAUAAAUAAACUAAACCGAUGUGA